AGUCCGCCGAAUACAGAAGGCAACGUGCGAAGCAGCGGUCUCCGAAAUGGAUAAAUUCAGAACGGUGCUAAAUAUUGCCCAAAACCAACAAACAAGCCUGGGCUUCGGGCUGGUGGCGUUGCUGACUGCGGGUGGAGAGCAGAUUUUUUCGUCGGUUGUGUUCAGGUGUCCUUGCAGCUCCUGGAACUUUGUCUACGGGACCGUGUUUCUGCUGGUGCCUGCACUAGCGCUGCUGGUGUUGGGGUACAUGAUCAGCAAUAAAACUUGGAAAUUGUUCACAGGGUUAUGUAGGCGCAAACCAAACUCGCGUCGUUUGAAAAGCACAUGUGCCUUUUUAAAAGUGUUCCUGCAGAUAACCACCGGCGCGAUGAUCGCUCCAGUUAGCUGGAUAGCAGUUGCGCUUCUCAAUGGCAACUAUUUCGAGUGUGCUAUGACCGGACUCAACGUGACGCUGUUCAAAAAUCAUCUCUGUUUGGGGAGAGCAGCCGAGUGUUCCAAAGAGCUGCACAAGUUUCCUUGCGGAAAGUCCUCCAUCCCGCAGGCUGACAGAGAUGAGGUCUUGGCGAUUGUUCGCUCUGAGUCGCAGGUGCUUGGCUGGUUGCUGAUUGCCUCUAUCACACUGGGGGCCUUGCUGUUGACGUGUGUGGCCAGGUGUCGCUCCCCGGUCAGCUAUGAGCAGCUGAAGUUCUGGCGGGCAUACGCCGGGCAGGAGUGCGACCUGAUGGAGAAGUACAUAGCCCAACAUGCCCAGCAGCUUGCCGAGAGGAACGUGAAGAGCUUCUUCCAGCAGACGCCCCCAGACUCCAUGGUCACCCCUGAAAAGCAGGCCUGGGAGAAGGUGUCGUCCUUCUUCCACUUCAGUAAGAAGAACCACUACUACAGCACCCUCCACAGUUACGUGGAGACGUACCUGGACCCUUCGGACAAACACAGAGCCUCUGUCAGGUCAGACGCGGGGGACACGGCCAACCCUACCGUGCUCAGCUUUGUGGAUGAGGGGAAGAUGAUGCUGUGAGGGAGUACUGUCUGUCAUCAUCAUCAUCAUCAUCAUCAUCAUCAUCAUCACCAUCACCCUCACCAUCAUCAUCACUACCAUCAUCAUCACUGUCCAUGAAUUUCACCUUUCUAGAGCAGAGGCAACCCUGGU
Molecule: messenger RNA, 1147 nt
Organism: Megalops cyprinoides (Indo-Pacific tarpon)
Lineage: Eukaryota; Metazoa; Chordata; Actinopteri; Elopiformes; Megalopidae
Gene: calhm6
Product: calcium homeostasis modulator family member 6
Exons: 2
Coding region: 47-1015 (322 amino acids)
Molecular function (GO): monoatomic cation channel activity
Source: RefSeq, a predicted model, not a curated record